CGGUUGGCCUGGGAGCCGCUUGUCGGGCAAUGCCGUUCGUGCGCUACCGAAAGGUGGUGAUCCUGGGAUACCGCUCGGUCGGUAAGACAUCUCUUGCUCACCAGUUCAUUGAUGGGGAAUUUCUGGAAUGCUAUGACCCCACUGUGGAAAGCACUUACAACAAAAUGUUGAUGGUGGGAAAAGAUGAAUUCCAGUUGCAGCUUGUGGACACUGCGGGACAGGAUGAAUACACUAUCUUGCCUCACUCGUUUAUCAUUGGCAUCCAUGGCUAUGUGCUGGUCUAUUCGGUCACAUCUCUCAGAAGUUUUCAGGUGGUGAAGUCUCUGCACAGCAAGUUACACGAAAGUAGAGGGAAGACAAGGAUGCCUGUAGUGCUUGUUGGCAAUAAAGCUGAUCUGUCAUUAGAAAGUCGUCAGGUAAAGACGGAUGAAGGCCGGAAACUUGCUGAUUCAUGGGGUGCUGUGUUUUUGGAAUCCUCAGCAAAAGAAAACCAGAUGACUCAAGGUAUCUUCACAAAGGUCAUUGAAGAAAUUGAUCGUGUGGACAAUUCCUAUGGCGAACAGCGCAAUUGCACCAUAAUGUGAUGUUGCUUUCCCCCAUCUGAUGCUGCUCGGCCAGUGGGUGGAUGGGGGUAAAGCACAGACCCAGGCCAAAUCAGGGCAGGUGUUGUGGCUACCUAGAAUCCUGAUCAACAGGCCUGAACCAACUUACGGGUAACUCACACAAAGAUACAAUCAUACCUCAUCACUGGUCCUCCAUGGGAGGCAGCCAUGUUUUGCACAUUAGUUUGCUGGAAGCAAUCCAUGUAUGUAUUUCCUGUACAUAUAUGUAUGUAUGUGUAUAUGUGUAACGUAUUGCCAAAUGUUUACAGAAGUGGGAGCCACAAUAGGAUCUAGUUAUGAUUUGUCAUAUAGGGACUUGUCUGUGUAUUUAUAACAAAAAUUACAAUCAGCCUACCCGUUUACAAAAGGAACUGUUCACAACUCAACAUAACAGAGAGGCAGCUGAAUGUAAUGUUUCCUGAGUGGGAUCCGCUAAAGACCAGUACUUUUGUUUUGAUAGUUUUGUUUUGGUGAUAGCUGAGCCUUGGACCCAGAUGCGUAAGUCAGUUUUCAGUUUGUAGCUCUUGCAACACGUGGCCUUAUUUUUUUUAUCAGGGUGAAAUUUCAUGCUGCAGCCUGGAUCCAAAGUCAUUUUUUUCUUUGAUAGAAAUCAAUGUGGUUGAGGUCUUAGCGAUGCUUAGUCAACUUUUCUUUGGUUAUAUGCAAAUAAAUAUAAACUUCUUUUAAGAAUGAUAUUUUUUGUGGAGGAGGAGAGAACCUUUCAUUACGUUUCAGUGCGUUAAACUCUGUCCUAAUUGCAUUGAGCCUCUUUGUAUAGCAGCUAUCUAGCUUGGCUUAAUAGUAUAUUUUAAAAAAAAAGCAAGAUAAAAUGGAUGCACCCAAGCUUAACUAAUGUUUCCAUGUCUUGCCUAUAAUUGUGGCCUCUUUUUGGAGGCUUUUUGAAAUGCUGCAAAGGAGUUUGUAAGGCGGUAGCUGUAAAAGGGAUUGUAAAAGUGGCAGCAGUGUUUCUCAAAACUUGGCAACAUUACGUUGUGUGGAUUCCAACUCCCAGAAUUCCCCAUUGGGUAGUUUUGCAGUUGAAAUCAAACAAAUCUUAAAAUUGGCAUGUUUGAGAAACGCUGGGUGACAGGAUAGAAUUAUAUAUUUCAUUGUUCUUUGAUGGUGGGGAAAACUGGAAAGGGAGGCAGCUUUUGUGAAUAUUUUUCUAUAAAAUCCUGUGAAACGCUGCAUGACCAUGCUAAGGUGCAUAAGCAAAGCUAAGGAGCAAUUUGAGCUGAAACUUACAGCUUUCGACUUCCCUUUUACGAAGCUGCCUUUUGCCUUGAAUUAGGCAUGUUAGCUUAAUAGUGUGACAUACAUACACAGGUGCCUGUGUUUGUGUAGAUAGAUGUAUAUAUAUAAAAAUGAAAAAAUGAAGCUUUUUAAAGUGGUUUCUUGUUGUCUAGGACGUGUCUAGCACAGGGGUCUCCAACCUUGGCGACUUUAAGCCUGGCGGACUUCAACUCUCAGAAUUCCCCAGCCAGCAAAGUUGCCAAGGUUGGAGGCCCCUGGUCUAGGGAAUGGCCAGUCUCUCUGUUGAUCACAUGCUUAGUCUGAGCCUAAACAGCAUCCCUGUGAUUUUCCUUUGGCGUCUUUGGUUGACUUGACUGGGCACACACAAGCAUUGCAUUGAAUGCUGGGAAUGGGAUUCCAGGCUGAAACUGAGCUCUGAACACUGAAGGGAAUGAGGGUGCCUAAGCUUUGUGGACCGCAGGGUAGUGAGCCUUUGGAAAUGAGUUCUCCAGUGAAGCACAAUAAACUUUAAUCUAGAAAAAGUGUGGAGAGAAUUGCUUUGAUGUUGCGGAAUGUUGUGUGCAUCUCAGCGGCCAUAGACUGAUCAAAAGCACAUCCUUUAUUUUCAUAGUUCUUCCUGGCAAAAGCUGGCACUCUGUGCUGAGGGGACCUGAACCUUGGGCCCAUCCUCACCUUUUUCUGCAGUCCCUACAAAACUAUUUUCCAGAUGAAAUAUUUUUCUUUUGGAUUUGUUGUGCCAGUGCAUAUGUUCGUUUCAGUGAUGGUAUUUUUUUGGAAAAUCUUCUUUCUUUUAAAUAUGUUCCCAGAAUGCUUUUUGCAAGCCCAUUAGGAAUGCUUUUAUGUAUUCAGAAUAUAUGAAAUUGGAUGCAUGGAUAGGGAAAGGAAUGGAUGGAUACAAGAUUAUUGUUGAAAAUCCUGGUUUGGGAGGAAUAGUCUCCUUGUACAUUAUCUUCAGUUGUAAAAAAUUGCUUUUUUUUAAUGAGUGUUUUGAGCCAAUAGAUUUAUGGCUCUCAGAAUGAGUCCACCUGAUCCCUGUACUUGGCCAUUUCAUAAGGAAUUUCUUUUGUAUUUUAUUGGGACUUCCAGGAAUUCCUGUUUCUUUGUGUUGUUGCUCCAUUUCUUGCAGUGCUGACUAUUUUCCCCAGAUCUUGUUUUGAACUCUAAAAACCUUCACUCCAGAUUUCUUCCCUUCCCGUUAGGAAUAAAUGUGACUAUUAUUGCUAGCUUAGAGGGAAACGUGUAUACCUUGAUCCACAUCUUUUGUCAUCUGAUUCUUUUUCGAUAGACUACAGCCAGGGCUGAAAUACCUCACUUGUCUUAUUCUCUGGAUCCUGUAGCGUUUCCCCCAUUAAACCAGAUGGUGAUGUAGUAUCUCAACAAACCCCUGUAUUAUUGUAUUAUACAUAUUAUUGGAUAGAAAAGUAGCAGCUUGCAAUCUGGCUGUCAGUUUAAGUAGGAAGAGAGUUGUGGCUUUCCAUGCCAAAAUAUCUCAAAUUGCAUUGCAAUAAACUAAAAUAAAUUGGCAAAUUCUCUUCACGGAAGCUGAUAGAUGGCGUUUUCUUGGCCAGAUUUAGGAUUUCUAAUUAAAAGUGAACUUUCCAAAUGAGGCUUUCCAGGAGUUUUGAACUUAAUUGUCCUUGCAUCCAUGACGCCUUGCUUUCAAACCGUGGGUCAG
Messenger RNA from Thamnophis elegans (Western terrestrial garter snake), 3531 nucleotides. RefSeq names its product RHEB like 1 (gene RHEBL1). Bases 30 to 584 code for a protein of 184 amino acids. The transcript is spliced from 8 exons. Gene Ontology annotation, molecular function: GTPase activity; GTP binding; GDP binding. The record is from RefSeq and is a predicted model, not a curated record. Gene Ontology annotation, cellular component: plasma membrane. Gene Ontology annotation, biological process: small GTPase-mediated signal transduction. NCBI's taxonomy places the organism in Eukaryota, Metazoa, Chordata, Lepidosauria, Squamata, Natricidae.